Messenger RNA from Daldinia vernicosa, 1959 nucleotides. RefSeq names its product MFS general substrate transporter. The transcript is spliced from 2 exons. Gene Ontology annotation, biological process: transmembrane transport. Gene Ontology annotation, molecular function: transmembrane transporter activity. The coding region runs from base 1 to 1959 and encodes 652 amino acids. The record is from RefSeq and is a predicted model, not a curated record. Lineage: Eukaryota; Fungi; Ascomycota; Sordariomycetes; Xylariales; Hypoxylaceae.
AUGGCUUCUCCAGGGCCGAUGGUUGAGAUAUCAAAUCCGAAGAGGAGUCUACCCGCAACACCAAGGCCACCAGUUAAUUAUCGGAAGACGCUUCCGCCUCUACCGCCGCCGUCGCCAUUACCGUUACCCUCGUAUCCUAAUGAGAGGACCGAGGGGUUAAAAAUUAAUCGAGCAUCGACAAUUUCGAGUACGCUGGAAUCGUUACUGACGGUGCUUGGAGGGAAUGGGAGCGAUGGAAGGUUAUCGUUGGGCAUACCGUCGAUGAGGGAGCGCCCUCCGAGGCCGGUAUCAAAGGAUCCUAGGCCGGAGACCGCAGCUACUGCGGUAACUACAGAAACUAUGAUGUCGUAUUCGACUACAGGAUCGAAACGGACUAUCAAAUACGGCACAGGAAAGCAUGCGAACGUCGAAUUGUCUCCACAGCCCAGCGAGGAUCCCGAGGACCCUUUAAAUUGGCCAUUGUGGAAGAAGCAUCUAAAUCUCGGAGCGUUAUUGUCUAUGGUCGCACUAGUGGGGACGAUGAAGACGGCUUAUAUUAGCGUAAAUAGUGUUAUUGCAAUGGGGGAAUGGGUCUCAUAUACGGCAGCGGUAGCCUUAACCGCCGUUCCAUUAAUGUUGUCUGCGGUAACGGGGUUAGCUUCUUUAAUAGUAUCGAGGAUAUGGGGUAAAAGGCCGGUAUACCUGAUUUCAAUGGUGAUGAUAUUUAUAGGGACUGCUUGGAACACAAGAGUGAGGGGGGAUCUGGCGCAAAAUAUGGCGGCGAGGAUAUUUCAGGGGCUGGGCUGGGGUGCCUUCGAUACUCUGGUCCUUGGGUCGAUCCACGAUACAUAUUUUGAGCAUGAGAGACAAUCUAAGAUUAUCCUUCAUCAUGCUAUCUCAGUCGCAACUAUGUUGGGCUCUCCGCUCCUUGGCGGCGUUGCUUCAGCUGGUCCUAGGGGAUUUGAGUUGCAGUUCGAGAUUAUGAGCGCCUUCCUAACGCUCUCCAUCAUAUUACUUGUGCUGGGCGCCCCAGAGACGGCGUACAAUCGUGUCACAUUGGACGAGGUACCGACCAUUCAACGUUCCCAAUCGCUCUGGCCGAAUAUUACAUAUACAAAGGAGGCUGCUAUGCAGUACAUUACUAAGAUGAAGCCUUGGUCAUACCAGGCGAAUGAAAUCAACCUCGCACUAAUAUUGCAAGGCCCCCGAGCCAUAGUCGCGCCGACGACCGCACUCCUUUUUGCCGUGACCCUUCUGCCAUAUGCUGGUUUCUGGAGUCUACUACACUCACUUUCGAUGCUCUUUUCCCCACUUCCUUUCAUGUUAUCUUCGGCGUCUAUUGGCUUCUUAAUGACAGCCCCCUUUCUCCUUGCUACCCCUAUAGCUGUUGCGCUUGCCUUGCCUUCAUUUCUUAAGCGCUUUUCGCGAACUGUCCAUCUUACGACGCUUGCUCUUGGUACCACUUUUGCUUCAAUUGGGAUGUUAGGGUUUGGCCUCUACCUCUCUGGGUCAAUGGAAAUGCCUGGAGAUAGCUCAACAGUACCUUUCGCUACGCCGUGGAGCUUUGGGUUGGAUCGGGUCAGUCUCCCGGUAGUGUCGUUCCUUCUUGGGCUUCUGGCGGCUGGGUCUCUAGCUCUGGACAGCACAUUCUGGCCCGUCAUCCAACGGUCUACGGCUUUCACUUCGGCGAACCUUGCAGUCUGCCUGCGCAACACAGCGGAUAUGCAUGGCGGUCUUACAUGCUUCCGGAAUAUUGUCGCAGGUGCCCUUAUCCUAGGUCUCCCCAACAGUGUUCUUUCGUGGGAUGACCUUAAGGCAGCUACGUUAGGUCUAGGAAUUGCGCAGAUCAUUCUAACGAUAGCAGCAUGUGGUGUGUAUUGGUACUGGGAUGAAAAUGUGAGACGGCUCGACGGCCGGAUAAUGGGUCUUAUUGAUUUAUCGAUGUUGAAAGAAACGGCUAGCGUUUUCGAAACGGAUUAA